AUGGAUGAGAAUUCAAACUAUGCAGACGACUUAAGCGGAUUCGAUUAUAUCUUAAACGAAGAAAUUAAUAAAGAAAAAAGUGUAAGAGAGAAAAAUAAAUUUGAUAUAUACGACGAGUAUGAAUUACUAUUAAAUAAAAAAAAGAAAAGAAGAAAUGAAAAUAUAAAUAAUAAUCUUUAUAAUAAUAAAAGGAGUAAUUAUGGAUAUAACCAAGUUCUACAUUUAAAUAAUUUCCAUAAAGAUAUAAUAGAUAAUAAUUUUUCAAGCAAUUAUAUUUUUAAUAAUUAUAUGUUUUUAAGAGAAUAUGUAUAUAAGAAUAAUUUAUUAGGUGAUGAUAUAUUUUUUAAAAAAGAACAAAUAAGUAUACAAAAAAAAAAAGAAAUAAAAAAAUUAUUAAAUAGUAAUGAAGAUAUUAACGAUUUUAUUAAAAUAUAUGAUUGUAAUCAUAAUUAUCCUCCUAUGUAUAUUCAAAAAAGAAAAGAAGAUGGAAUAAAUUAUAUAAAUGAUCAGCAUGUAAAUGAUUAUAUAGAAAAUAAAUAUGAGGAACACAACAUGUCAGGUCGUCAUAAUUUAAUAAGCAAAAAUAAUAAAGAUUUUAGAAAAUUAUUAGAACAAUUGUUAGCACAAAUUAAAGAAGAAGAUAAAAUUAUUAGUGAAAUAAAAAGAAGAAAGGAACAACAAAUGAAGGAGGAACAAAAAAUGAAGGAGGAACAACAAAUGAUGGGGGAAAAACAAACAGACAAUUAUCAGAACAAUAUAAAUUUUGUAGAAAAAUAUCGAGCUAAAUAUUUCUCAGAAUUAUUAACAGAUGAAUCAAUAAAUCUUGAAGUAUUAUCAUGGUUAAAGAAAUGGAAUGAUAAAAUAAAAAAUGAGAAGAAUAUGAAUUCAAAUAAUAAUAUGAAAUCAGAACAAGAAAAAAAUAAUGAUUUUGAAAGAGUUCUAUUAUUAGGUGGUUCAUCAGGAAAAGGUAAAACAACUUUAGCAUAUGUUAUUGCGAAUCAUUUUAAAUUUAAUGUUAUAGAAAUUAAUGGUAGUGAUGAUAGAAAUAAAGAAACACUCAUACCAUUUAUAGAAUCGGUUGUAUGUAUUAAUUCUGUCAUAUCUAAACCAAAUUUAUGUAUUAUAGAUGAAAUUGAUGGAUUAUCUAGUACCCAACAAAAUAUUGAUAGUAUAAUGAAAUUCUUAAAUAAAAAAGAUAAAAAAAAUAAAAGCAUUAUAAAAAGACCUAUCAUUUGUAUAUGUAAUGAUAUUUAUCAUAAAAGUUUAAAGGAAUUAAGAAAAAUUAGUAAAGUCAUUAUUGUUGAAAAUAUUAAUAUAGAAAUGCUAAAGACACGUAUCAAUUAUAUAUGUGAUAAGGAAAAUAUUAAAAUUAAUAAUGAAGCUAUAAAUAAGUUAAUCGAUAUAUGUAAAAGUGAUAUAAGAUCGAUAUUAAAUACUAUAUAUUUUUUAAGUAUAGGUUCAAGAAAUACUACACAUUUAAAAAAUAAUAAUAUAUAUAAUAAUACAUCUAAUAAUACAUCAAAUAAUACAUAUAAUAAUACAUCAAAUAAUACAUAUAAUAAUACAUCAAAUAAUACAUAUAAUAACACAUCCAAUAUUAAUAACAAGGGUGUCAUUAUAAAUAUGGAACUAUUAAAUUCUUAUUUAUUUUAUAAAGAUGCUAAUAAUAAUUAUAUAGAACUAUUAAAUAUGAUAUAUGUAAAAAAUAAAAAUAAAAAAAUUACAAGCAAAUUAUUACAAGAUUGUCAUGAUUUUUUUUAUAUUAAUUUAGCUAAUGAAUAUAAUUAUUCACAAUCAUAUUAUUAUAUAUAUGAUAAUUUAUUAAGUAUACCAUUUAAUGAUUUUGAUUUUAGUAAAUUAAGUUAUUGUUUAGAUUUCUUAUCUUUUUGUGAUCAUUUGGAAUAUCAACAAAAAAAUAUUUUAAAUUAUUCUUUACAAAAAACAUUAUAUUAUGUUGUAUAUUUAUUUAUUAUAACUAUUCAUUUAAAUACAAAUUCUCAUAUUCAAUAUAUAUUAAUUAAUAAUAGUCAUACUAAUUAUUUCCAAAGAAAAAAAAAUCAAGUACAAAAAAUUAAAGAUAAUUUUGUAAAUGAACAAUUCGGUGUUAUAACAUAUAAAUAUAUAUAUUCUAAACAUUUCUUUUCAGAAAUUAUUAAUUAUCUAUUUUCUUUUUUCUAUAUGAAUGAAUUCUUUUUUAAAAAUGUUCAUUUGUGGGGAAAAUAUUCUUAUUAUAAUGAUCUAGACAUACCAAAAUAUAUAUUAGUACCAUAUGAAUAUAAAAAUAUUAAUAAAUUUAAAACUUUUUGUAUCAAACUUUUAUAUAUUAUGACUUUAUUUAAUAUAUCUUUUACAAACAUAUCCAUAUCAGCUACUUCUGCAAAUGGUUUCUCAAAUAAUAAUUUCAUCAACAAUAUAAAUAAAAAUAUAAAUCACAAUAAAGAUUAUGAUCAAUAUCAAUAUCAAGAUCAAGAUAUUAAUCAUAAUAAUAAUAAUACUGAUUCAUAUAUGAAUACACAACACAAUGAAAAACAUAAUAAUUAUAAAAAUCCUUCAACUCAUAAGUUAUAUAUAUUUGACCCUUUCGUAGAUGAUAUUCUAAUUUUUGCAGAUAAAAAAGUUCAUCUUUUUUCAAAUUUUCAAAAUAUAUAUAAUAAAUAUAUGUCACCCAAUAUUAUUACUAACACAUUUCAUUUCAAAACACUAACGAAUUUUCUAAAUACUCAAGUAUGUGAAGCAUUAAACGAAUUAAAAAAGUGGGUUAAUAAUACAUCUCUUCAAUUUAAUAACAAAAAAAAUUCUAUGGAUAAUAUGCAAAUUAUGAAAACAUCCAAAAAAAAUAAUCAUAAUAAAGCAACAUUCGAAGUUACAUAUAGUCCAAAUUUUAAUAUAUCAUUAACUGAUAUGAUUUUAAUCGCAUAUCAAAAUUCUUAUAAGAAAUCUUUUCAAACUUAUUUUGAAAACGAACAAAAUAAUCAAAAAAAUUUAAAACUUGUAAAUAAAGAUGAUCAAGAAAAACAAUUCAAUGUAGAACAUAAUAUUCUAAAAACAAAAGUUCUAUUUAAUAAACAACAUACUAAUCUAACCAUCUCUGAUAUAGUCACACAAGAAAAACAAUACAUGAAAGAAACCAUAAAUAAAGAUAUACAAAUCUAUUUUGCAGGUAGAUAUGUAAAGACAAAAGGAUCAUACAAAAAUAUUGAAGAACGAUGUAAUGCGGUCUUACAACCAUUAAACUUUUAUAUAUAUCAAAUUGAUUAA
Messenger RNA from Plasmodium adleri (nom. inval.), 3258 nucleotides. RefSeq names its product replication factor c protein, putative. The transcript has a single exon. The coding region runs from base 1 to 3258 and encodes 1085 amino acids. Lineage: Eukaryota; Apicomplexa; Aconoidasida; Haemosporida; Plasmodiidae. The record is from RefSeq and is a predicted model, not a curated record. Gene Ontology annotation, molecular function: DNA binding; ATP binding; ATP hydrolysis activity. Gene Ontology annotation, cellular component: nucleus.